This is a messenger RNA of Anthostomella pinea, 2160 nucleotides long. NCBI's taxonomy places the organism in Eukaryota, Fungi, Ascomycota, Sordariomycetes, Xylariales, Xylariaceae. The record is from the annotation of a GenBank genome assembly.
AUGCGUUAUGCACUUUUAGCCCUUGGCUUAGCAGCCAGGAAUAGUUUCGCUUGCCAGCGCGACUGGGCUGGGCUUCACAAACGCAUACACAAGCACCAGGGUCGCUCUCACACGAAACGACAUUUCGUGGAAUUCCCCCCCUCCCUGACUGAGACCGAGUCAAUCCUCGUGAACUCGUUCGACAGCAAGUCGAUUGACUCGUGGUCAUACUACUAUACCCAUGGGGAUCACCUCGGUGGCCACAAUUACUCCAUGGCUGAGUGGACCAUGGAUCAUUGGAACGAUGCGGGCUUCAAUGCUACUAUCCAAGAGUUCUGGAUCUGGUAUACGGCGCUCAUCGAGACGGCUUUGAAACUGAACCGACCGGAUGGAAGCAUACACGAAGUCAGUCUCAUAGAAGACAUGCUAGCAGAGGACCCGACCACGAGUUACCCCAACCGAAUUCCUGCAUACCACGCGAUGAGUGCCAGCGGUAAUGUCAGCGCGGAAUAUGUCUACGUUGGGCGCGGAACACAGGCAGACUUUCAGGUCCUGAAGGAUGCUGGGAUCGAACUCGAAGGGAAGAUUGCCCUGUCUAUGUACGGUGGUAUCUACCGUGGAACGAAAGUGAAAAAUGCACAGGACAACGGUAUGGCCGCUUGUGUACUAUUCACUGACCCCCUCGAUGACGGGGAGAUCACUGAGGUCAACGGAUACCUGCCAUACCCGGACGGCCCUGCGCGAAACCCAUCCAUGAUCCAGAGAGGCAGUGUCCGAUUCGCCUCACUAUACUCAGGAGACCCCUCGACGGUCGGCUACGCAUCCGAGAAAGAAGGACCGCGCAACGAUGUCGCUCCGUACAACCCUUCUAUCCCGUCAGUCCCCAUCAGCAUGAAGGAUGCCGUGCCUAUCCUCCAAGCCCUUGACGGCAGUGGCGUCUCCGCCGAAGCGGCCAACCGCAGCGACUGGCACGGGGCCUUCCAGAACGUGAGCUACAGCAGUGGUCCGACACCAGGCGCGACCCUUGACAUGAAUCACUUGAUGAACGAGACCAUCGCCCCGGUUUGGGAUGUCAUCGGCGUCAUCAAUGGGACGCAUCCCGAGGAGGGUGUUCUGGUGGUCGGAAACCAUCGUGAUGCUUGGGUCAUUGGGGGUGCUGCUGAUCCGAACUCCGGAAGUGCCAUCUUGAUCGAGCUGGCCAGGGCCUUUGGAAAGCUAGUCGAGAAGGGGUGGAAACCAAGAAGGACAAUCAUCCUCGGUUCUUGGGACGCAGAGGAGUUUGGUCUUCAAGGCUCGACCGAAUGGGUGGAAACCCACCUGCCCUGGCUCAUCACCAACGCGAUAGCGUACCUCAACAUCGACGUCGCCGUCUCAGGACCGCGAACGGCCCUCUCAGGCUCUGGUGAGAUCCAGACCAUCGCCAUCGAGAUGAUGAAGAAGGUCAUCUUCCCCGAUACUUGGGGUACCGGACCGACCUUGUACGACAUGUGGUACAAUACCACCGAGGGCGAGAUCGCGCCUCUGGGUAGUGGCAGUGACUAUGCUGCGUUCUACCACAAUGGAAUCAGUGCGAUCGACAUCGGAUCAGACGGCGGCAAGACCGACCCCGUCUACCAUUAUCACGGACAUUAUGAUUCAUACGCUUGGAUGGAAAAGUUCGGCGAUCCAGGCUUCCAGGUUCACACUGCGAUGGGACAAUGGUUGACACUCAUCGCGUACCACAUCGCCGACGACGUGCUGAUCCCGUGGGACGUUCCCAACGCCGGCAAGGUCCUGCGUGUCCACUAUGAAGACCUCAGCGACACACUGGCAGAGGGUUAUCCGGAUCUGACUUUAGACCUCUCCCCCAUCAGUGACGCGAUCACGGCGUUCGACGAGGCAGCGGAGCGCAUCACAUCUACAGCCUCGCUAGCGCUAGCUUCGAACGACGCGGUCCUGAUCGAAGUCGUCAACAGCAAGUAUCGAGGCUUCUCGCGCGGAUUCGCGAGCGUGGGCGGGCUGCCCGGUCGGCCUACCUUCAAGAACGUCGUCAGCGCCCCCGGACUGGACAAUGGCUACGGUGCCGACGUGUUCCCGGCUGUGCAGGACAGCCUGAGUGCUGGAGAGUCGGAGGAGGCUCUAGCGUGGGUUGAGAAGAGCGCCGCGGCUAUCUUGAGGGCAGCUGAAAUUCUGAAGAUCUGA